AUGGAACCGGCAGGAUUUGCGGUGGGCCUCUCUGGUCUCGUCGGUGUCUUUACUUCGUGUUUGGAAAUCGUACAGCGAUAUGACACGUAUAAAACCGCGAGCCGCGAUAAAGGUUCGCUCGAUGUCCAACUACAAGGUGCCAUUUACCGCCUAAAGCACUGGGGAAUCAGUGUCGGCAUCAAAGAUGGAAAACUGUCCGACAUCCAUCAUCCAGCGCUUGACAACACAGAAACAAUUACAUUGGUCAACGCUCUACUCAGAAAUAUUAAGGAGUUCUUGGAUUCUCCAAAUGACCUCGACGGCCCAAACGGUAUACAGAAUAUGCCAUCUUCUGGCCCUGAGAAGCUUCCCAGACUGGAGAGAGUGGCCUGGGCAUUAAGUGGGAGAUUCAGACAAACCAACCACGUCCAAGCAUUAGAACCUCUUGUGUCGUUGCUAUACGAAGUCGUGCCUCCCGAGAGUGCUAAACCACUUUCACGUACAAACAGCCUGCAUCAUGCACUUGACACAGGUCUUAAUCUAAAUUCUAACUCGACGACACAUUCGUACACGGACGAGUUGCGAGCUUUGGUGCAAAGAUUAAAAGAAGACUCAAAAGCCCGAACAAUACGAGACCUGGGUACUUGGUUAGGAGCCCCACCUCCGAAUGACAUAUAUCACGACUCUAGCGAGAAGCGACUCGAAAACACUUGCGAAUGGAUCCUCCACCGGGAUGUCUUUCUGCAAUGGCAAGUUCCUGCAACGACAGCCAAGGUCCUUUGGAUAAAGGGCCCUGCGGGCUUUGGCAAGACAGUUCUCUGCGCCAAACUGGUGCAAGAGAUCGAGAGAACGACCAUGGCACCAUUGGCGUACUUCUUCCUGUCUACCAAGUUUGAAGGUCGCGAAAACCCAUUCCUGGCUAUGCGAUCGUGGUUGACGUCCCUGGUCUUAAAAAACCAAGUCGCUUUUGACAUCGUUAGCAAACGUCGUUUGUCGCAACAUGGGCAAGAGGCACCACAAUCAACCAUCGUCCAGCUCUUUGGAGAAGUAACUAUGGCAAUUCCUGGGUGUAUAUUUGUUUUGGAUGGCCUAGACGAAUGCACUGGGAUGGCCGACACAGACACAAAAUCAGUUUCACAUUUUCUCAAUGAACUCAGGAAGACUAUUACUAAGACGAAUACUGGACUUCUCAUUCUUAGCCGUCCCGCCGCUGUGAUCCAACAAGGUCUCUCGCUAUUUCCAGGCUAUAGCAUAUACGAUAUCGAACUGGAUGAUGUGGGACCCGACCUUACAGUAUUUGCUUCAGAUGUUGUCAAAAGGAAGCUUACCACCAAGGACGAAGUGUGGAAGUUUUUGAUUACACAGAAGAUAAAGAAACGUUGUCAGGGUCAGUUCCAGUGGGUAAAACUACAGGAGGGUUCUCUCAGGACAGGGCUAAGCAAGAAACGGCUCGAAAGAGUUAUUGAUGAGACACCAUCCGGGCUCGAUGCCCUCUAUGACCGAGAAUGGGAUAGAAUCAACUCAAUGGGAAGUGAGGAUAAACAGAGAGCCUUAUCUUUGUUGAGAUGGGCUGCAUUUGCUCUACAUCCAUUGACAGUUGGCCAGAUCGCAGAGGCAGUGCUCAUAACUGAAGAUUGUGAAGAGCUUCCAAUUGAUGAAAGGCCAGAUUGUAUCGAUGAGGAUUAUAUCGAAAGUAUGAUUCUUGAUCUCUGCGGAUCGCUAAUAGAAGUCAAACAGCCUGCCGUGUACAACAAAAAUGAAGACAUAGGCUCCCCCAGGAAUGGCGUGGAUGAUCUCGCAGAAACUGCACAACACAAGCAGGUCAAAUCUGGAUCACUUCCGAGGGAUCGAGAAGUGCACCUGACGCACUUCUCGGUUAAGGAGUAUAUUUGUCUCAAGUUUUCUCCUCCAGGAGUCUUGCUACCCGACAAGAAAUUUCGGAGCUUCAUUGAGAGUCAAGAACACAUGAUUAUCGCGAAAUGUUGUCUUCGAUAUAUCAGUUUCAUAGACGUUUGGGAUGAGUUGAGACAACGCGAUGAUAGUAGAAAGUUUGUCGACUAUGCCGCUAUCAAAUGGAACUACCACUAUAGACAAGUGGGAACACCUGACUCUGAUUUAAAAGAAUCUAUUUGGACUUUGUUCGAUGCUGGAAUCGAAACUAAAAAUCCUUGGAUCUUUUGGGCAGAGGCUGUAGUAGGUUUACCAGUCUCACAAGGAGGAAUCCCAAAAGAGCCUCGACCCUUACACGUGGCCGCAUCUCUGGGUUUGACGAAUAUUGUCAGGCGCUUAUUAUACGAAGCAGAUCUUGAUCCGAACGAACCAGCAGGCAAUGGCUUCACAGCUUUACACCUCGCUUGCAUAUUAGACCGCAAAGAAACCGCAAAACUACUGCUCGACAAUGGCGCAGAUCUUGGUGCUAAGGAUGAGAAUGGUCUCACCGCUCUUCAUGUUGCUUCGAUGCUCGAACAUAGAGAACUAGUGACACUUCUGAUCGAAAGAGGCGCUGAUGUCGACGCCAGAAACAAUUUCAAUAUCACGCCGCUUCAAUACGCUUCGUCACAACAGCAAAAGGAUAUUACCAGACUGUUUCUAGACGUGGGCGCUGACCUGUAUUGUGCAAACACUGAUGGAGAAACACCCUUCCUAAUAGCUACUUCAACUAAUCGCAACGAUACGGUUCGGCUGUUUCUUGAUAAACGACUCUACAAUAGAAAGAAUACUAAUGCAGAGGAGACGGACUGGGUUCUGCUCUACGUGUAG
Messenger RNA from Fusarium sp. VM40, 2739 nucleotides. NCBI's taxonomy places the organism in Eukaryota, Fungi, Ascomycota, Sordariomycetes, Hypocreales, Nectriaceae. The record is from the annotation of a GenBank genome assembly.